Molecule: messenger RNA, 2109 nt
Organism: Plasmodium relictum
Lineage: Eukaryota; Apicomplexa; Aconoidasida; Haemosporida; Plasmodiidae
Gene: DYN2
Product: dynamin-like protein, putative
Exons: 1
Coding region: 1-2109 (702 amino acids)
Cellular component (GO): microtubule; cytoplasm; membrane
Molecular function (GO): GTP binding; microtubule binding; GTPase activity
Source: RefSeq, a predicted model, not a curated record
AUGGAUAAGUUAGUUCCUAUUGUAAAUAAAUUGCAGAAUGUACUGUCAUCUUUUAUAAGUAGUGAAGCAUUAAGCUUACCACAUAUAGCAGUAGUAGGUGCUCAGUCAGUAGGAAAAACAUCACUGUUAGAAUCCUUAGUUGGACUAAGCUUUAUGCCUAAAGGAGAGGAUAUAGUAACGAGAACUCCUAUUAUAAUACAAUUAACAAAUUCUAAAUCAGAAGAAUGUUAUUGUACUUUAACUUAUUCAGAUUAUGAAAAUAAUAAAGUAGAAAAGCAUAUUGAUGAUUUUACUAUUUUAAAUCAAAUGUUAGUAGAUGUAACAGAAGAAAUUACAGGAGGAAAUAAAUGUAUAAAAGAAACUCCUAUUAUAAUAGAAAUACAUAAAAAUGAUGUUUUAGAUUUAACAUUAAUUGAUUUACCAGGGUUAACUAAAGUUCCUGUUGGAAAUCAGCCAUAUAAUGUAGAAGAACAAAUUGUUAAUUUAGUAAAUAAAUAUAUAAAAAAUCCUAAUUGUAUUAUUUUAGCUGUUUCUUGUGCUAAUAUUGACUUAGCAAAUUCAGAUAGUUUGAAAAUGGCUAGAAGCGUAGACCCAAAACACGAAAGAACAAUAGGAGUUAUAACAAAGUGUGAUAUGGUGGAGAAACCUGAAAUUUGGAAAAAAAUGAUAAGUGGAUCUCUAUAUCCUUUAAAAAAAGGAUUUGUAGCUGUUGUUUGUAGAAGUCAGAAAGAUGUUGAUGAUAACAUUAGUAUUGAAGAAUCAAUAAAAAAGGAGGAAGAAUAUUUUAAUCAAAGCAUUGAUGUUUCUAAUCAAAUUGAAUGUAUACUAGAAUGUGGGAUAAAAAAUUUAGCUAAAAAAUUAAAUAAUAUUCUUAUUGAACAUAUUAAAAACACAGUACCUUUUUUAAAACCUAAAAUUGACUCUUUAAAAAGUAUAGAAGAAGAAAGGUUAUUAGAAUUAGGAGAACCAAUGGAAAAUAUGAAUCGUUCAGAAUAUUUAGCAGUUCUUGUUAAUUAUAUAACUAAAUUUUCUCAACAAUAUCAAGAUAUAAUUGAUGGAAAAGUAUUUUAUAAAGAUAGAGUAGAUGAACUAAAGGGAGGAGCAAGAAUACAUUAUAUUUUUAAUGAUUGGUACAUAAAAGCGUUAAAUGAUUUUUCUCCAUUAGAAAUGUUAACUGAUGAAGAAAUAAGAAUUGCUAUAAGAAAUUCCAGUGGGCCUAGAGGAGCAUUAUUUGUUCCAGAAAGUGCUUUUGAGACUUUAAUAAAAAAAUUAAUAAAUUGUUUAAAGGAACCAUCACUUCGUUGUGCUGAUCAAGUUUACGAAGAAUUAAUUAAAAUUGUUGAUAACUGCAAAAUACCAGAUAUGGAAAGAUUUACAAAUUUAAAAAGUGCUAUAAAUGAACAAGUAAAAAUAUUAUUAAAGGAUUGUUUACAGCCAACUAAAGAAAUGAUAAAAAAUUUAAUGUUAAUUGAGUUAUCCUAUAUUAACACUAGUCACCCUGAUUUUUUAAAUGAGCACUUUAUGAAAAAUGUGUAUGAUAAAGAUAAUGAUUAUGUUGAAGAAUCAGACAGCGUGUUAAGUGCACAUAAAAUCCCAAAUCAAAAGAGAGAUGGACAGGAAAAUAUUAAUAAUAUCAAUUAUUCUAUGACACAUCAUACAUUUAAAGAAGAAGCAAAAAUAUGGAAAAAUAAAGAAGAUGCAAAAUUUUUCAAAAAUAAAGAAGGAACAAAAAUUACUAAUAUUAAUAAUAAUAGGGAAAAUGUUUUUGUUUUGCCUGUUAUACCUGACAAAAUUAUACCUGAAUAUUCUUCUUCUUCUAAAGAAAUAAUAGAAAUUGAUUUAAUUAAAUCAUUAAUUAAUAAUUAUUUUAAUAUUGUUCGCAAGCAUAUAGCAGAUGCAGUACCCAAAGCUAUUAUGCAUUUUAUGGUUAAUACUUCAAGAAAAACUAUGCAGAAAGUUUUAAUUUCUAAUUUGCAUAAUGAUGAAUUAUUUAAUUUAUUUAAUGAAUGUUCAUCUAUCAAAGUAAAAAGAAAUAAUUGUAAAAAAAAUUUGGAAUCCUUGAAUCAAGCUAUCAAAAUGUUGGCAGAAAUUAGAAAUCAAGAAAUUUAA